Molecule: messenger RNA, 2058 nt
Organism: Aspergillus puulaauensis
Lineage: Eukaryota; Fungi; Ascomycota; Eurotiomycetes; Eurotiales; Aspergillaceae
Exons: 4
Coding region: 1-2058 (685 amino acids)
Source: RefSeq, a predicted model, not a curated record
AUGACCAACAAUACAGCCAACUCCCGGCUAGCGCCUUUCCAGUAUGACGCCUUUCCCCUGGGGUCGAUUAAACCAUCUGGCUGGCUCGAGGACCAGCUUCUGCUUGCUGCAGAAGCGCUUCCAGGCCACAUGUUCGACUUUUACCGAUACGUGGCGGACUCAACCUGGCUAGGAGGCACACACGAGUACAGCGAGUUACACGAAGCUGCGCCGUAUUGGUUCAACUAUAUUGUUCCCUUGGCGUACACCCUGGAUGAUGCGCGGUUGAAGAAGCAGGCGAAGGUGUUCUUGGAUUAUACCCUGGAGCACCAGGCUGAGGACGGCUGGCUCGGGCCUGAGACAACGCGCCAGACCCGGGGUAUAUGGGCGCGGAGUUUACUUUUCUUCGCCCUUAUUGUAAGAUCACUGGGGCCACUCAUCAUGGAAAUAUGCAGUAUUAACCAGCACUAUCAGCAAUAUGCCGAAGCCGACCCCUCCGAGACAGAUCGAAUUGUAACAGCAAUGCACAGAUUCACAGUUCUUAUACACAGCAUGCUGCAGAACAACUUCACUGGGUUGCUGCAGGAUGUAGCCGAGGGCGAUGCCUUUGACCCAUAUGGGUUCGGUGUAUCCAGGACGCACGAGCUGCCGUUGGCUCUACAGUGGCUUUAUGAGAACCACCCGCGGGGCAACCAAGAGGUCAUCUGGGAGACGAUGGAGCUGAUGUUUGCUGGUGGGAGGAAAGGGGAUCGAGAUUGGACGAAGUUCUUCGUCGAAGGAGUCUUUCCUGUGGGCACACCAGGCAAGAUGAGUGGCUUUACCCAUGGUGUCAAUCUCGCUGAGGGACUUCGAUACCCUUCUGUUCUCUAUCGCAUGACGCACAAUACGUCUCUCUCGAGUCAAACGCAUAACGCAGUCCGGUGGACGGAGCAGUACCAGUUAACACGCGCAGGCAGUGUUACUGGCGACGAGCAUCUGGGUGGGAAAAGCCCGCAAAGAGGAUCUGAAACAUGCAUGGCUGUGGAGAUGAUGUUCUCCAUGGCCUAUCUGUACCGAAUGUACGGUGUCAACCAUUACGCUGACAUGGUAGAGCGCCCUGCAUUCAAUGCGUUGCCGGCCGCGAUAAGCCCUGAUUGGUGGGCACACCAAUAUGUGCAGCAGACGAACCAGCCCUGGUCGAGAAACCUGACCGCUAAUCCAUUCUUCAAUGUGGUCUCUUAUGGUAGCACGUUCGGACUGGAGCCAAACUUUCCGUGCUGCACCGUCAACCACGCCCAGGGAUAUCCCAAAUACGCCGCCUCUUCGUACGUUCGCCAGGGACACGAUCAUGUUAUCCAUGCACUGCUAGGGCCCACCACUUUGGACACGCUCAUACAUGACCAGAGGGUAAAGAUCUCCUGCGAGACAAACUAUCCGUUUCAUGGGAGCCUCCGGUAUACGAUAACAUCCGAGACGGAGUUCGACUUCUCUGUCCGCAUCCCAGGCUGGGGACUCACUUCUAACAAAUCGAAGUACCGGGCCGGCCAGAGCGAAUGGCGCAACCUGUCUCCUACCGCGGACCACCUUCAAUCAUUCCGUAUUCGCAAUGGCACCACCCCAGUCGAGGUCGACCUUCACAUGGUACCUAAGGUCACCGAGCCUCUAAACGGCUCCGUCGCCAUCUACUACGGGCCCUUGCUAUAUGCCCUGGAUAUUGAAGUUGCCGAGCUGACAUCCCACUCCCCACUGAACUGGACAGACCGCACCCCUCUCCCGGCCGCCGAUGUGAUGCCAGAAACCAGAGACUGGGUGAUGAACCCAGUGUCGGAAUGGCGAUAUGCAAUCGACCCGAGCUCCAUAACUGUUGAGAACCUAAACCAGUCUGGCAGAGCUUUGCCGAAUCCUAUCUGGGCUCGCGAGGCGACGCCAGUAGUCCUAUGGGUCGAUGGCUGGUUAAUUGACUGGAAGGAGGAGACGGGCACGGCUGCGCUUCCCCCGGUGAAUCCUGAAGUGAAGGGGAAGCCAACGAGGAUCCGAUUGAUUCCGUACGGAGCGGCGAAGCUGCACAUUGCAGACUUUCCUCUGGCAAAGAGGGUUUAA